This is a messenger RNA of Peromyscus californicus insignis, 2129 nucleotides long. RefSeq names its product zinc finger protein 124-like. Bases 1 to 321 code for a protein of 106 amino acids. Gene Ontology annotation, biological process: regulation of DNA-templated transcription. The record is from RefSeq and is a predicted model, not a curated record. The transcript has 4 exons. Lineage: Eukaryota; Metazoa; Chordata; Mammalia; Rodentia; Cricetidae.
AUGGCCCUGCACAGCCCGACACAAUUCCUCAUGACCCGAGGCUUUUACCCAUCCAAGGAGCAACUGCACUUCAGGUUAGGUCUGGGAACACUGAUUAUUCCUGUCCCCACCCUAAACCUUUUUGAGCAGGAGUCAGUGAGCUUUGAGGAUGUGGCUGUGAAGUUCACCAAGGAGGAGUGGGCUCUGCUGGAUCCAUCCCAGAAGAAGCUGUACAAAGAUGUGAUGCAGGAAACCUUGAGGAACCUGGCUGCUAUAGGAAACAAGUUGGAGAACCAGAAGGUUGUAAAUGAGUGUGAAAAUCUCUGGAGAAAACUAAGGUAAUUUGUUUCCUAAAAGAUAACCAUAUUCUAGAGUGCUGGUGGUGCGAUAGAACAUUUUACAAAGAGGAAAAAGAUGCAUUUGAUAUCCAGCAUCAAACCACUUUCAGGAAACUCUCUCCUAAAAUUCGUGUGUUAAGCAUCAGCAAUAGUACAUCCCAAACAUUUCAAUUUUGAGGACAACUAGAAUAUGAUGAUGUCAUAUGUGAUGUGUUAUCGUAGUUCAUAUAUACAAACUUUAUGCCAUACAGAGUGUCUUCGUUUGGUUUUGUAUUGCUGGGAUGAAGUCCAUGAGCCAAAGCAACUUGAUGUGGAAAGGGUUAAUUUCACCUUGUAUUUUGCAGUCAAGGGAAAUUAGGGCAUGAACUCAAGCAGGCAGUCAAGGGCAUGAACAGAAAGCAGAGGCCAUGGAGGAUUGCUGCUCACUGUCUUGCUUACUUUGUUUUCUUAUACACCUCCUGACAAGCUGCCUGGGAGUGGCAUUGCUCACAGAGAACUAAGCACUUCCACACUGCUUGUCAAUCAAGCUCCACAGGUUGCUUACAGGCCAGUGUGAUGGGGACAUUUUCUCAAUUGAAGUUCCCUACGAAGACUCUAGGUUUUGUCAAGUUGACAAAAUACCAGCACAAUUGACUCCUUGUCGACGUGAGACACAAACACCCCAUAUUAAGCCAUUAGCUGUCCUUUUUGUUUGUCUCCAUGAUGUCAUGUUACUAUUAAUACCAGCAAUACCAGCUGGUCUACAGAGGGAUGCCUGGUCUACAGAGUAAGUUUCAGGACUAUGCAGAGAAACCCUAUCUCAAAAACCAAAAAAAAAAAGAAAGAAAAGAAAAAUUAAUUUAAAAAAGCUAAGAAAUAGUCUUAAGAUAUUUCAAUACUUUAAAAGUCGAAGUUCCCUUAAAAUCCAAGUAUCUUUUUAAAAAAUGAAGAGUCCCAGCACUUGGGAAGCAGAGCCAGGUGGAUCUCUGUGAGUUCGAGGCCAGCCUGGGCUACCAAGUGAGUUCCAGAAAAGGCACAAAGCUACACAGAGGAACCCUGUCUCGAAGGAAAAAAAAAAAAAAAGUGAAGAGUCUUUGAAGUGUAGGUACAAAAAGUCAGUUACGUAAUUUCAUACUCCAAGAGGAAGAACAUAGUAAUAAUCAAAUCAUAGUAAUAAUCAAAUCAAGGCAAACUCAGCCUCCGACAGUGUAAACAAUCUAAUGUCUCAUAUCUGGUGGAGACUCACUGUUUCUGGGCUCCCAAGACCCUAGUCAGCUCCACUUCUCUAGGUCUACCACUGGUAGCACACAUAGAUUGUCCCCUAGGCUCAGGCCAGCAUCACACCAUAUCUGCUCCUGUCCCCAGUGGUCAUUCUACCCUGCUGGUGUCUCCUAGGCUCAGGCCAGCAUCACACCAUAUCUGCUCCUGUCCCCAGUGGUCAUUCCACCCUGCUGGUAUCUCCAAUAUGCUGGUGGAUCCAGUGUAUUUGAAGUACAUCCAGAAAGUGUAUAAUAUUGUGGAUUCAAAUUUGUGUUAAAAUGCUAUGGGACUACCUAAUGUUCUCAAGGUGAUAUACCCCAUCAUACAUGAAUACCAUUGUUUCUCUUUUAACUGUCCUCAAGUGGUCUUGGAAAACAUUGCAGUCCAAACAUGUUUCAAACUUUUUCUCAGCAUGAAAUCAACAUUCCUUUUGUUCAGUCAUUAAUAAACCAAGUCUUAGUCAUGUACUCUCCACUUGUUUUGUAGCAGCCAACUGAUAGAGAAAUUCUGUGAAUAUGAAGAAAGUCUUCAGAGUACAGAACUCUUCAGCUGUAUUCCAGAGCCUCCUGUGAA